Molecule: messenger RNA, 4494 nt
Organism: Brassicogethes aeneus
Lineage: Eukaryota; Metazoa; Arthropoda; Insecta; Coleoptera; Nitidulidae
Source: the annotation of a GenBank genome assembly
GAAAACUUUAUAACCUUGGAAUAUGUCAGUUUGUUUCCUUUUUAAUUUUUACAAAUAGUUAUGUUUUGAUUAGUGUUUCGUGAAUUAUUUAACAUAAAAUGAAUGUUACAGUUAUGGGAAAUAAUUGUACUUUUAACAAAUCUUUGAUUUUUACAUGUUUUUGAUUAUAAAUUAGUAUUUUGUUAAUGCUAAAAAGUUAAAUGUCCAAAUAUUAAUGAAUAAAAUGGGUCAAUUUAGUGAUUUUCUCUCCAUAAGAGGGGCUGGAUAUAUUCCAGAAAAAGAACAAGUAAUAAGUCAAUUAGAAAGGGGCACUUUGGUGACAAAAUUUUCGUGCAAGAAAAAACCAGAACGGAGAAACCUAUCGAUUCGUAGAGAGACAGGCCAGAUAACAUGGAUCAGACCCACAUCCACCCAAAAAAACACUUACGAUGGUUGCGUAAAUAUAAGAGAAAUAAAAGAAAUUAGGCAUGGUAGGCAUUCUAAGGAUUUUGAAAAAUGCACAGAGGAGACCAACAGAAUGGAAAAAAAAUGUUUUGUGGUGUUUUAUGGAUCAGAAUUUAAUUUAAAGACUUUAAGUUUGCUUGCCUUUUCUGAGCUGGAAUGUGAGCUAUGGGUAAAAGGUUUACAAUACCUAGUUGCAGAGAUAAGAGAUUAUUCAUAUCCAUUACAAGUUCAAACAUGGUUAAGAAGAGAGUUUUAUGUCAUGGAAAGCCCCUGUGGAAAUAUUAACUUUAGGGAUUUAAAAGCAUUUUUACCAAAAAUAAACUUUAAAAUGCCAAAUAUAAAAUUGAAAGAUUUAUUUAAUGAAGUGGACAACCGUAAAUGUACUGAAAUAGGCUUUGAUGACUUCAGUACAGUUUAUCAAAAAAUGAUGUAUUAUGAAUAUACGGAAUUAAAUUUGUUUGAUAAACUGCCGCAAUAUUCAUCGAAUAUGAAGACAAUAUCUUGUCAAGAGUUUUCAUGUUUUUUAAUACAUGAACAAAACGAUUCAUUGGGAAAUGAUGACCGAAUGGUUUCUCAAUUUAUAUGCGAUUUUCUUAAAGAUCCACAAAGAGAAAUCCAAGAACCAUAUCUUACUGUAUCGGAAUUUUGCGAUUUCUUGUUUUCAAAACAAAAUGAUCUUUGGGACACUAGAAAAGACAAAGUUUAUCAUGACAUGUCGAGACCUAUGUCACAUUAUUGGGUUUCUUCCUCACACAAUACAUAUUUAACUGGCGAUCAAGUUUCCAGUGAAUCAUCUGUCGAAGCUUAUGUGAGAUGUCUAAGAAUGGGUUGUAGAUGUAUAGAAUUGGAUUGUUGGGAUGGGCCAGACGAUAUGCCUUUUAUCUUUCAUGGUCACAGUCUAACAUCAAAAAUCAAAUUUAAAGAUGUUAUCAGAAUAAUUAAGGAACAUGCAUUUGCAACUUCUGAAUACCCGGUAAUUUUGUCUAUUGAGGAUAAUUGUAGCUUGCACCAACAAAGAAAAAUGGCGACAGCGAUGCAGGAAGUUUUUGGAGAUCUCCUUGUGGUGGCGCCUGUGUCUCCGACUGAAACCCAGCUUCCUUCACCGCAUGUGUUAAGACGAAAAAUUAUACUUAAACACAAAAAAUUACCUGACGGCCAAGACGAAAUCUCACUUCCAAUGCCCAACGAUUCUCACGAACUGGACCUGAGAAAUUCCGUUCUUAACGAUAUAGUUUACAUUGAAAAUCCUGCGGACGAAUGGAACCCCUUCUUUUUUGUUCUUACCAAGACCAAGUUGUUCUAUACUGAUGGUUACAAUCUAGAAAAUCAAGCGGAAUCGGAAAGAACAGAAGAAGACGAGGACAGCGCGUCAGCUGUAUUCCCCAGAAACAACAACGUUCCCAACCAAGAACUGCACUUCAGCGAAGAAUGGUUCCACAGACUGAAAAACGGCCGCACAGAAGCCGAACAAAUUCUCAAAGCAUACGCGCAUCUAGGCAACGGCACGUUCUUGGUGCGGGCCAGCGUGACUUUCGUCGGCGAGUACACUCUUUCGUUUAUCAGAGACGGCAAGGUCGACCACUGUCGCAUAAAAUCAAAGCAAGAGCGACAGCAAACGAAAUACUACUUUAUCGACAACAAACCCUUCGACAGCCUGUACAACUUGAUCAAAUAUUAUCGGUCGAACGAGCUGAAAACCGCUCAAUUCGCCGUCAAGUUAACGCAACCGGUUCCGCAACCGAAAAUACACGAAAACGAAGAGUGGUACCACAAACAUUUGGGCAAGACGGACGCCGAGGAUGUACUGAGGAAAACUAAAAUAGAGGGCGCUUUUCUUGUCAGACCAAGCGAAAUUGAUAUUAAUUUUUACACCAUUAGUUUCAGAGCGGAAAGAAAAAUCAAACAUUGUCGUAUAAAACUAGAAGGGAGAUUAUACACAAUAGGAAAUGUGGAAUUUGAAAGUCUUGUACAGUUAAUAAACUACUAUCAAAGUCAUCCCCUGUACAAAAAAGUCAAGUUAAAUCAUCCUAUAACGGCCGAAACAGUAAUAAAAAUGAACAUGGAAUGCGAAGAAGCCGGUGCAUACAGUUGCCCAUCGUACAUGGACCCGAGUGCUUUUGUGCCAAAAAUAAUGGUGAAAGCGCUUUACAACUACCAGGCGCAACACCCCGACGAACUGACUUUCUGCAAACACGCCAUUAUAACCAACGUGACGAAGUGCGACAAUGAAUGGUGGAAAGGAGAUAUGGGGGGAAGAUUACAGCAGUACUUUCCCGCCAGCUUUGUCGUGGAAGUACCUCCCCAAAACACUAUAGAAGAUAGAGCCGAAGAUGGCUCAACAAUGACAGGUAAUUUGGACUUAAAGGGUGCCAUUGUAAACAUCGAGGAAAAUGACAGCACCCAGAGCGACGUAAGAUGGAUUGUAAAAUUGCAAGUAACAACCGGUUCGCCCUUCGAAUUCGGGCUCAAAAGUAAGGAAAAAGCUAUAGAAUGGAAAGAAGCUAUAUCUGAAGUGGCCAAAAUGGCUAGCAAAGUGGAGAUUCAUCACAGGGAAUUGGAGACUAAGAACAAAAUAGCGAAAGAAAUGUCAAAUUUGAUCAUAUAUUGCAGAUCUAUCGCCUUUGAUCUGGAAAGGGCAAACGAACAAGGUUUUAUACAUUAUGAAAUGUCUUCCUUUGUUGACACCAAGGCUGAAAAACUAAUUUGUCACAUGGAAAAGAAGUUUUUCCUUAAAUAUCACCAGCAUCAAUUUUCGAGGGUGUAUCCCUCAUUCUUCCAACACAUGGACUCGUCAAAUUACAACCCGAUGAACAUGUGGAACUGCGGUUCGCAAAUGGUCGCGCUAAACUACCAAACCGGCGACAAACCGAUGCAGCUAAAUCAGGCGAAAUUCCGCGACAACGGCUACUGCGGCUACCUGCUGAAGCCCGACUUCAUGCUGAACCCAGAUUUCGAUCCGCACGACAAAAGCACGAUGGGCGACGUAAAGCCGAUGACAGUUUCCAUUAGGAUCAUUGCCGGAAGGCAUUUGUGCAGAUCAAAGAAGAGCACUGCCAGUCCCUAUGUCGAGGUGGAGUUGUUGGGGGCCUCGUUCGAUUCCGGAGUAAAAAAGGUCACAAAGAAAAUUGUUGAUAACGGAUUCAACCCAAGGUGGAACGAUGAAACGUGUGAAUUUGUUGUCGCCAAUCCCGAUUUUGCCCUGCUACGAUUCCAAGUCCAAGAUGAAGAUAUCUUCGGAGAACCGAUUUUUAUUGGCCAGGCGACCUAUCCGAUUACUUGUGUAAGAACAGGUUACCGCAGCGUUUGGUUGAAGAACGAAUUCAGCGAAGAUCUUGAAUUGGCCUCCCUGCUAAUUCACAUACAAAUAAGCACUAACGAAAAUAAUUGUGAUGAAAUUAAAUCUUGCAUGGGCAGUCUAAAAAAGCAGAAGUAGUCAGUAGAAGAAAAGUCGAGUUUCGAUUUUGUUAAAGAUGCUUAAUGCCCCAAAAACCGUUAUUGGUAUAGAAAAGAAUCUCAUCUUAUACCCACAAAUCAUUAUGGUACGAAAAUUCAAUUACAGGAAAUUAUUGUACUGUAGUCAUAAUGCAUAUCAGCUAGGAUGUUAAAAUGGUAAUAUUUAUAGUCAAUAUUUUUAAAUCUGUCCAAGAAAUGUAUUAAGUUAAAUAUAUAUAUAUAUAUAUAUAUAUAUAUAUAUAUAUACAUCAAAGUUUGUGGAGAGUUAUAUAGAAACUAUAGUAUUAUACAGUGCUGACAAUAAUCCAAAAACUAAAAUUAUUUCUUAUGACAAAACAAUAUAAAUUAUUUAAAUUACUUUUACAAUCCCUGAUAUAUGUAUGCAUUUCUCAUUAGGUGAUACCUCACUGUAUCAAAAGUUUCAUAUUUACAACUACUUAAAUAAAAAAAAUAACGUAUGCAAGACAUUACAUUUCUUUCUCACGUAAACAUAAGUUGUACUUGCUUCACUUGUGUAAUAUUGGUUUAAAAUUUUCAAGCUUGUUUCAAACUAAAUUUAUUUUGGUUUUUGAUUAAUUAAUUCAAGUAUCAGCUUAA